AAGUACAACGAGAGCACGGGCAACAUGUCAUACAUUCACAUAUCGCACCUUCGCCGCUUAGGGGUGCGUGCCGGUUGUCGCUACGUCAUUCCGUAUGGACUACGUCUCCGUAAGCCGCGCAUUUCCGAUCAGAUACAUGCGCCCAAGGCGGCUGCGAAAAUCUAAACGGAAAAGCGAAAACUUUCCUGGCUACCAACAACGUCAGUAAAACAGGAGUACACCGUAGAAAAAACCAAGUGGAUCGCUUUUAAACAUAGUACAAACUUGUAUAUACCUCUAUUUGUCUUUGGAAUGAAGUAUAUCGCUCCGCGAAGUCUAGGGCUCUCCUUGACUCGGGCAAGGUUUUCCACGCUUUGUGCCACACUCCCAGGUGGGCUCACGCCGAGCGGCCGCGGCACCCAGACGUCGUGGCUCAGCGGCAAACUCAAACUCGAUAUAAAUACCCCCUCCCCCACUUUUUCGUCCCUAACAACCCACUCUUUCUCUUCUCUCCAACACAGAUACUAUUGCCAAAUGUGUCGCCACGCUACUACCGGUGGAAGCUCCACCAUGUAUGUAUCUACAUUCUGUCGAAACGAAACCAACACAGGAUCGAAAAACGCCUCACAAAACAGGAGCAAGCGCCAUCGGGAUAGCAAUUGCAGUCCAAAGAGAGCCAAUAGUUACAGAGGCAAUUGUAUGCUCUUUUUUCUCUGGCCGUUUCUUGUUUUCCCUCAGUGGACUUUGGCAGGCAACUCUACCCAGCUCAUCCUAUCCGUUCCCUCGGACCGCCAGGUUCUUCCAACCAAUGUCAAGCCUACUAAGUACGACGUCACUAUGGAGCCUAACUUCUCCACCUUCAAGUUCGACGGCUCCAUCAAGAUCGACUUGGAUGUCAAGGAAGAUACCCACACCGUCACCGUCAACUCCUUGGAGAUUGAGAUCCACUCUGCCAAGAUCGCCGGCCAGGACGCCGCUUCCACCACUUUUGACGAGGACAAGCAGUCCGCCACCUUCACCUUUGCCGAAGAGUUGAAGGCCGGCACCACCGCUCAGUUGGAAUUGACCUUCACCGGUGUAUUGAACGACAAGAUGGCCGGUUUCUACCGUUCCACCUAUCAGGAGAAUGGCGAAACCAAGUACUUGGCCACCACCCAAAUGGAGCCUACCGAUUGUCGCCGUGCCUUCCCAUGUUUCGACGAGCCAGCCUUGAAGGCUGUGUUCGACAUCACGCUUAUCUCCGAUGAGAAACUCACCUGUUUGUCCAACAUGGAUGUCAAGAGCGAAAAGAAGUUGGCCGGCGGCAAGAAGGCUGUUUCCUUCAACUCCACGCCGCUCAUGUCCACCUACUUGGUUGCUUUUGUCAUCGGUGAGUUGAACUACAUCGAGACCGACGCCUACAGGGUUCCUAUCCGUGUCUACACCACCCCAGGGUUGGAAGAGCAGGGGAGAUUCUCCCUCGACUUGGCUGCCAAGACUUUAGCCUUCUUCGACAAGACCUUCGGUAUUGACUACCCAUUGCCAAAGAUGGACAUGAUUGCGAUCCAUGAUUUCAGUGCCGGUGCUAUGGAAAACUGGGGCUUGGUCACCUACAGAGUUGUGGACUUGUUGUUGGACCCCAAGACUUCUUCCUUGUCUACCCAACAGAGAGUCGCUGAGGUUGUCCAGCACGAGUUAGCCCACCAAUGGUUCGGUAACUUGGUCACCAUGGACUGGUGGGAGGGCUUAUGGUUGAACGAAGGGUUUGCCACCUGGAUGUCCUGGUACUCCUGCAACCAGUUCUACCCUGACUGGAAGGUCUGGGAACAAUACGUCACUGACUCCUUGCAAUCUGCCUUGAGCUUGGAUGCCUUGAGAGCCUCCCACCCAAUCGAGGUCCCAGUCAAGAGAGCCGAUGAGAUUAACCAGAUCUUCGACGCCAUCUCCUACGCCAAGGGCUCCUCCUUGUUGAAGAUGAUCUCCAGAUGGUUGGGCGAAGAGGUCUUCAUCAAGGGUGUCGCCAACUACUUGAAGAAGCACAAGUACAGCAACACCCAGACCGGCGACUUGUGGAAAGCUUUGUCUGAAGCUUCCGGCAAGGAUGUUGUCAAGGUCAUGGAUGUCUGGACCAAGAAGAUCGGGUACCCGGUCGUCAGUGUCACUGAAAAGGACAACGAGUUGACCGUGAAGCAGAACCGUUACUUGACCACUGGUGAUGUCAAGCCAGAAGAGGACGAGACCAUCUACCCUGUCUUUUUGGGCUUGAGAACCGCUGCCGGUAUCGACGAAUCAGUGGUUUUGGACUCCCGUGAAAAGACCCUCACUUUAGACGACGCCUCUUUCUUCAAGAUUAACGGUGACCAGGCCGGUGUUUACAGAACAAACUACACCCCAGAGCGUUGGGUUAAGUUGGGUGAAGCCGGUCGUCAAGGCUUGUUGUCGGUUGAGGACCGUGCCGGUUUGGUUGCCGAUGCCGGUGCUUUGUGUGUCUCCGGCUACUCCUCCACUACCAACUUGUUGUCUUUGGUUUCUGGCUGGAAGCAGGAGCAGAGUUUUGUGGUUUGGGAUGAAAUUAUCACCCGUAUUACUUCUCUCCGUGCCGCCUUCCUCUUUGAAGACGUGGAAACUAGAGAUGCCUUGAAGGCUUUGACCCGUGCGUUGAUUAGCGAGAAGGCCCACGUUUUGGGCUGGGAGUUCAAGGAAACCGAUGGCUUCUUGGAGCAACAAUUGAAGGCUCUUGUCUUUGCUGCCGCUGUUGGUGCCAAGGACGAAGAGUUGGUGGCUGUUGCCCAGGACUUGUUCCAGAAGUACGUUGCUGGUGACAAGUCUGCUGUCCACCCUAACAUCCGUGCCUCUGUGUUCUCCACUGUUGCUGCCACUGGCGGUGCCGAGGAGUAUGAUCAGAUCUACCACAUCUACCACAAUGCUAUCUCUGUUGAUGAGAAGAUCACUGCUUUGAGGACCUUGGGUAGAUUCGAACAGCCAGAGUUGAUCCAGAAGACUUUGAACAUCUUAUUGGACAGCUCUAUCGUCAAGGCUCAGGAUGUUUACAUCCCAAUGCAAGGUCUCCGCUCCCACUCUGCCGGUAUUGAAGCUUUGUGGACCUGGAUGCAGGCCAACUGGGACGAGAUUUACAAGUUGUUGCCCCCAGGAUUGUCCAUGUUGGGCUCUGUUGUGCAAAUCUGUACCUCUGGGUUCUCUUCCGAAGAGAAGAAGGAGGAAAUCAGAGCCUACUUUGCCACUAAGAGCACCAAGGGCUUUGAUCAGGGUUUAACCCAGUCUUUGGACAGCAUUCAGUCCAAGGCCAACUGGAUCAAGAGAGACAGCGCUUCCAUCAAGGAGUGGUUGACCACUAACGGCUACAAGAAAUGAACCACCUUAGUGAAACUUUAAACGGGUUUGAGCAGUCUUCUAUAUGAAUCUAAUGAUAUUGCGAAUGGGAACGGGUGUAGUUGCAUACGUGUGUUGAUAUAUAGAGAGUAAACGGCAGACAAGGAGGUAUAGGCUUAUAACGGCCUAUUUUUAUUUUGAGUUAUUCAUUGUGGUUUGCUUUAUCAACGUUAGCUCUGUCAUACUUAAGUUUCAGGUCAAAAAAAAAAACAAAAAAACAUACAUACAAACCAUU
Babjeviella inositovora NRRL Y-12698 is the source of this 3583-nucleotide messenger RNA. It is a transcript of the gene APE2, whose product is annotated as metallo-aminopeptidase. NCBI's taxonomy places the organism in Eukaryota, Fungi, Ascomycota, Pichiomycetes, Serinales. The transcript has 2 exons. Gene Ontology annotation, cellular component: cytoplasm. The coding region runs from base 292 to 3330 and encodes 1012 amino acids. The record is from RefSeq and is a predicted model, not a curated record. Gene Ontology annotation, biological process: peptide catabolic process; proteolysis. Gene Ontology annotation, molecular function: zinc ion binding; metalloaminopeptidase activity; peptide binding.